Macadamia integrifolia is the source of this 1053-nucleotide messenger RNA. Its product is annotated as serine carboxypeptidase 1-like. Bases 1 to 1053 code for a protein of 350 amino acids. Gene Ontology annotation, biological process: proteolysis. Gene Ontology annotation, cellular component: vacuole. NCBI's taxonomy places the organism in Eukaryota, Viridiplantae, Streptophyta, Magnoliopsida, Proteales, Proteaceae. The transcript has 6 exons. The record is from RefSeq and is a predicted model, not a curated record. Gene Ontology annotation, molecular function: serine-type carboxypeptidase activity.
AUGGGGGGAGUGGACACAACCCACGACCUCAAUAAGGACCUACCAGAUUUCAAACCUGUGCUUAUACCUCAACAAGGAUCCAAAGAGAGCGACAAAAUUUUACAGUUGCCUGGACAACCCAGUGAUGCUAUUAUCAACCAAUAUGGUGGUUAUAUCACAGUCAAUAACACCACCGGAAGAGCCCUUUACUAUUAUUUCGUCGAAGCCGAAACCAACAAAGAAUCAAAGCCUCUUAUCCUCUGGUUCAAUGGAGGACCUGGUUGUUCUUCUGUUGGAUUUGGAACGUUUGAGGAACUUGGUCCACUUCUUGUAAGAAAACAAAAUCUUGUCAAGAAUCCAUAUUCAUGGAAUAAAUUGGGGAACAUGUUGUUCUAUGACUCACCAGCAGGGGUUGACUUCUCAUACUCAAACACAACAUUGGAUUAUACUGCGACCGGAGAUAUAAGAACAACAAAAGAAGCUUAUACUUUCUUGAUAAAUUGGUUAGAGAAGUUCCCUGAAUACAAGAACAGAGAUGUCUACAUAGCUGGAGAAAGCUAUGCUGGCCAUUAUGUGCCUGAGCUUGCUUAUACCAUCCUCCAACAAAAUAGCAAGGGUGGUACAAUCAUCAAUCUCAAGGGUAUUUCUAUCGGAAACCCUGCCAUCAAUGACAUAGAUGACCGUGGUUAUGGUGGGAAUGGUGCCAGUCGUGGAUUGUUUGAGUACCUAUGGAGGCAACAUCUCAUGUCCGAUGAAGCUUGGAAUACAAUCCAGAAAAGCUGUGAUUUCAAUAUCCCGGGCGGUAAGAAGACUUUUGAGUGUCAACAAGCUAUACUUUUCAACUACUUCAUGGUCGAUGCUAACAUAGAUGCCUAUAAUAUUUAUGGUCAGAAGUGCUAUGAAGACAAUACAAAUGUGACCUCAGGUCCGGUUGGAGAUCAAUACCCAUGUGUCCAUGACCAACUUACUGUGUAUUUUAAUCGCCCAGAAGUUGUAAAGGCCUUGCAUGCCAAAGCUGGUAUUAAACAGAACCAGAUCAAACUGCAAUCGACACCCUAUACACACCGCGUUUGA